Plasmodium gonderi is the source of this 858-nucleotide messenger RNA. Its product is annotated as variable surface protein. NCBI's taxonomy places the organism in Eukaryota, Apicomplexa, Aconoidasida, Haemosporida, Plasmodiidae. The record is from RefSeq and is a predicted model, not a curated record. The transcript has 3 exons. Bases 1 to 858 code for a protein of 285 amino acids.
AUGAUAAACAAAGCAUUAUAUACGCGUUUAAUAAAUACAAUGUGUGGUUCUGAAUCUAUUGUGAAAGAAUUUUCUGAAUAUAAGGCCUAUAUGGAUAGCUUUGUAAGAUAUGGGGAUACUAGAUAUAAUUCUAUUUGUAGUGAUAAAAUAUUAAAUAGUUUUUAUGAUUCUAAAACCAUAGAUAAGAGAUUAUGCAUACAAUCUGCUUCUCAUAUAGCAGAUAUAUAUUAUAAAGCUGCUUUUAAUAAUCCUACAGACGGAAAAUGUUCGUUCUUGUAUUAUUGGAUAUAUCAUUAUCUUAUCAAAAAUAAGAAAAGUAAUGAAACCAAAAAUCUUUUUAAUGUAUUGCUUAAGGCAUAUGAGAAUUUUAUUGGGAACUACCAAUUAUGCAGCAAGUAUAAACCUACUAGUGCAGAACAUAUUUUGAGCAAACACACAUAUAUAUAUGAUAUGCAUAUGUGUAUUAAUAAGGAAUAUGAAAAAGGAAAUACUAACAAAAUGCCUUUUUGUGAAGCACUUAAUAAUAUCAUAGAUGAAAAAAAUAAACAAACACAAGAACUUAUACAAGCACUAACAGAACCUCAACCUCAAGCUAUUGAAAUUUCUGAAGCAUCUGCAUCAUCCAAGUGCAGGUCUAAUACUGCAGUUCCUAUUUUAGGUACAAUUAUACUGAUAAUAUCAAUAUAUUAUUUAUUUUUGUUCGUGGAUAAGUUCACUCCAUAUGGAAAAUUGUUGCGUCGAGCAAAAAAAAAGUUAAAAUAUAAAUGGGAUAAAUCGUGGAAAAGUAAUGUAUUGGAAAAUUAUGAUAUACGAAGUAGUAUUCCAGAGGCGUGGGAUUAUAAUUUAUUAUACAAUUGA